This is a messenger RNA of Stylonychia lemnae, 882 nucleotides long. Lineage: Eukaryota; Ciliophora; Spirotrichea; Sporadotrichida; Oxytrichidae. The record is from the annotation of a GenBank genome assembly.
AUGAAGUUUCUAUACACUCUAUUGCUGAGUAUGACUACAGUCAAUAUUUUGACUGCAUUUGCUAGAAUUGAUCAAGAAUAAUUGCUUGCACAGGAAUUUCCAGUUUCUGGAUUCGACGAUGAUGAGGAGCAUACGUUUUUAUCUGAAAAUUAGUUUUAAAGAAUGCUCGCAUUAGCUCCUUCACUUUACAAAGACUGUAUCGGAUGCAUUGCAAAUAGCUAUUAUUUCGAUUCAAAUGGAUGCUGGCAAAAAAUAUCUCAAACUAAUUUGAUUUACGCUUCCAACCCUACUGAAUGUGUUACAAUGUAUUCGUUUAAAUCAAACCGACAAAUAUAUUCCUAUGAUGAAUUAUACAAUCCGUAGUCAAAAACAGGCGAUCAAUCAGAAUUCUUUUUUAGUUUGGCUCCACAAAAUGGAACGUUCGUCAGGAUAGCUAAUAGUUUGAGCUCUGGAAACCUUUCAUUUAGUAUUAAAUGUUAGGGCUUAUAAGUUUCUUGGAUUAGUGCAGCUGUUGCAUCUCCAGGCAUCGGUACUUCAAUUAAUUCUGCAACUGACUGCUCAAUUACCAGGUAAAUAACAAUAGCACCUAAACAAGCCUUUUUCUAUGCAGUUUAUAAUGCUGAGACAACAAGCAGAAGAAACACUACUUUUGUUACUUCAAUCGUUGGCAGGACAUCGUCUGGUAGCGGAACAACUACUAACUCAGGAUCAACAAACACAGACCCUUAUGCUGCUUAUCAAGUUCAAAUGUUUUUCCAAUAAAGAAUUGAAGUGCAGGUAUCGCAGAACACCAAUGUCACAGUAAAUGUUGGAUCAGGAAAUAUUCUUAAAUAUUCAUUAGUGUCACUUGCUCUAUUUACCAUAACUACUAUUACUAAUUGA